CCAGUAUUUUAAUCUCCUUUAUAUUCCAGGUAGAAAUUAUGGAGGAUUUUAAUGUUGGAAAGCAUAUUUCUUACUGAUGAACUGAUCAUUAGUCAUGUUUUUUUUCUUGUGUGAUUUUCAAUGUAGCACAUGAAGAAAAGCGGGAGGCUUAAAACCUUCCCAAAGGUUCGGUCUGGCACUGAAGAGGUGUUUAAUUUAUGCAGGUAGACAAUGUUACUAGCUCAGAUAAAUCGAGACUCUCAGGGAAUGACUGAAUUUUCUGGAGGAGGAAUGGAGGCCCAGCACGUGACUCUGUGUCUAACAGAAGCUGUAGCUGUGCAAGGUGAACCUUCAGAUGGGGAUAACUUGGAAAACAUGGAAGGUGUAAGUUUGCAAGCAGUUACCCUGGCUGAUGGCUCCACUGCUUACAUACAGCACAAUUCUAAAGAUGGUAAAUUAAUGGACGGCCAAGUGAUUCAAUUAGAAGAUGGUUCUGCUGCUUAUGUUCAACAUGUACCUAUGCCUAAAAGCAGGGACAGCUUGCGUCUGGAGGAUGGACAGGCAGUUCAGCUGGAAGAUGGAACUACAGCAUUUAUUCAUCACACCUCAAAAGACAGUUAUGACCAGAGUGCAUUACAAGCUGUCCAGCUGGAGGAUGGAACCACUGCCUACAUCCACCACACGGUGCAAAUGCCACAGUCAGAUACCAUUUUAGCCAUUCAGGCUGAUGGCACCGUUGCAGGUCUUCACACAGGAGAUGCUGCCAUCGACCCAGACACCAUCAGUGCUUUGGAGCAAUACGCAGCCAAGGUGUCUAUUGAUGGAAAUGACAGUGUUAGUGGCACAGGAAUGAUAGGUGAAAAUGAACAAGAUAAAAAAAUGCAGAUUGUCCUGCAAGGACAUGGAACAAGAGUGACUGCAAAAUCUCAGCAGACUGGAGAGAAAGCCUUUCGCUGUGACUAUGAUGGCUGUGGCAAACUGUACACAACAGCUCACCAUCUUAAGGUGCAUGAAAGGUCACACACAGGAGACAGACCAUAUCAGUGUGAACAUCCUGGAUGUGGCAAAGCAUUUGCAACAGGGUAUGGGUUAAAAAGUCAUGUCCGAACACACACUGGUGAAAAGCCUUAUCGGUGCACAGAAGAAAAUUGCACCAAAUCAUUCAAGACUUCAGGAGACCUGCAGAAACAUAUUCGAACCCACACAGGUGAAAGGCCUUUUAAGUGUCCCUUUGAAGGAUGUGGCAGGUCAUUCACAACGUCUAAUAUUAGAAAGGUUCACAUCAGGACACACACAGGCGAAAGGCCUUAUUACUGUACAGAGCCAGGAUGUGGGAGAGCUUUUGCCAGUGCAACUAAUUAUAAGAAUCAUGUGAGAAUACACACAGGGGAGAAGCCCUAUGUCUGUACAGUUCCUGGCUGUGAUAAACGUUUUACAGAGUAUUCCAGUUUAUACAAACAUCAUGUUGUACACACUCAUUCCAAACCCUACAACUGUAAUCACUGUGGGAAAACCUACAAGCAGAUUUCUACUCUUGCUAUGCACAAGCGGACAGCGCACAACGACACUGAGCCCAUUGAGGAAGAACAAGAGGCUUUUUUUGAGCCACCUCCAGGUCAAGGUGAAGAUGUUCUCAAAGGUUCCCAGAUAACCUAUGUGACAGGGGUAGAGGGAGAAGAUGUAAUUUCUGCACAGGUUGCUACAGUUACUCAGUCAGGAUUAGGCCAACAAGUGGCACUAAUAUCCCAGGAUGGAACCCAGCAUGUCAACAUAUCCCAGGCAGACAUGCAGGCCAUUGGCAAUACUAUCACUAUGGUGACACAAGAUGGCACCACCAUCACCGUCCCUGCCCACGACGCUGUCAUCUCUUCUGCAGGAACGCAUUCCGUGGCGAUGGUUACUGCAGAGGGCACCGAAGGGCAGCAGGUUGCCAUUGUGGCUCAAGACUUAGCAGCAUUUCACAGUGCCUCCUCAGAAAUGGGACAUCAGCAACACGGGCACCAUUUAGUGACUACAGAAACUAGACCUGUUACAUUGUUGGCUACAUCCAAUGGGACACAAAUUGCAGUACAGCUUGGAGAACAACAGUCUCUGGAAGAAGCCAUUAGAAUAGCCUCCAGAAUACAGCAGGGUGAAACACCAGGGAUUGAUGAUUAACUUCUAAAACUGCUACCAGAACAAUAGAGUGAAAGGUAUUUUAUUUUCAAUCAGCAAAGGUCCAUGCCAGCAGCAAACCAUAAAAACUUUGAAGUCACCCACUCACUGGUACUGUGUACACAUUUUAUGCAAGAGUGAAGAACAUUUUCUAAGUUUUGUGUACAUAACCCUUGGAAUGGACUGACAUCAUCUACUUCCAACCGUUGUAUUCAGGAAUAUGGAAUUAGGAUUAUAUAGUAAACUUCCUUGUUAUCCUUUCAUCAGAUUUCAGACUGGUCUACAAGCAAGUGAAAAAUAGAAGUAUUGGAAUUAAUUUUUAAUGUCAUGUACAAAUAAUGAAGGCAUUACUGAAGAUUUCAGAUGUUUAAAUCACCAUUUCAGGAACCCUUACAAAUAAUAAAGGCAAUAAAGCCUUUUAAAUCGCAUUCCAUCAAUGGAAAAGUCUUGGAUUUUGAGCCUACUACUGUAAAUCUUCGUAUUUUGAUUUGUUUCAUACAGAUUUGAAUACUCUUUAGAUUAUCUACCCCAUCUCAUUCAUUGUAAAUACAGACUGUUAAUGCUGGAAAUGCUAAUUAUAUUAUCUUUAAAUUGGAUUAUGUACAAAGGACAAACUGGUUGUUCAAUAUUAAAGAAAGUAAAUCUAAUGGUUUUGUUUCUUUACAUAUUUUACUUAAGAUGUUACUCUCAGAUUAUUAUGCAAUAAAAUAUAGCAAGAUUGUAUUGUUUAGAUAGGAUGAUAUUGUCGUGUGAUGUAUUGUUUUACUUCCUAAUGAGACUGAAGUUCAAAUUAUUUAUUUACGGCCUUGUAUAAAUUUUUCCAAAGUUUAUUUAUCAUAAACUUAAUUUUUUGACGUAUUAAUUUUGAUCAUAAUCCACUACAGUGUGUUAAGUAAUUAGUGGUAAUAGUUACUUCAAACAUUCUAAAACACUACAAGAAUAAUUUUGACUAAAAAGUAAAGUUACCCGUUCUCAAGAGAAAUAUCUUCAAAUGGUGCAUUUGCAGCAUAAGUAUGAGUACUAAUAGUCUAUUUUCAACAGUUCUGAGUGCCUGCUGCUACCAUUCAGUACCUAGGAUAUGCUGAUAAUCAGUGCUUUUGAAAAUCAGGACACAAGUUACUAGAAAAAAGGGAUUAAUUAAUGAUGAUGUAAGUACAAUGCUCCUCUCCAAUGAUCGUUCUGUAAAGGAAAAAAAAAUCUGUUGUAGAUAUGUCUUAACCCAUACAGCAAAAUGUAACUUCUUUUUAUAUGAAAAGUGUUUCUACUCUUGUCUUGUUAGUAAGCUGGUUAAGCAAGUUAAAUUUUUUUUACUUCCUGUAAGAUUCAGUGCUUAUUUUAGAUGAGUGUCGAGAGCACUUCUGAAACUGAAGCUUCAUUUUUCUUCCUUCUCAAGGAAAGGAUUAAACAUCCUCUGGACAAAGUCUUUAUCAAGUAAUCACAGGCGUUAUGAGGUGCACAUUCUACAUGAAAAAAUAAAGUCCAUUACUCCGUACUUUGAGGUAUUUGACCUCAAAAAGGCCAAAUUUGAAUAGAACGAAGCUAAUUAAUUGUGAAUUACUCUAUCAGUGUGGGUUGCAGCCUUUUAUAUUUUCUACACAGAGGCCAACUGUAAAGUGCAGUGAGAGAAUACUGUAAUGUGGGAUAGAUGGGGACAAAGCAAAGACUAUUCUCUGGAUCCAUUAGAGAGUACAACUUGGAAACAAUUAGGCUGUCUGUAACUUUUGUAUAGGACUGAGGCUGCUUGCUCACUUAGGUGCCAGUUUUCCUGAAAUGUUGUAAAUCUUGAUAUCCCAUGGAGAUAAAUGUACUAUGCAAGGAGGAUUAAUUGCCUGUCAACUAGACCAGUUUCUUAGUACUUAUCACCUUUUAGAAAUUAAAGUUGUAUCAUUUGACAUGAAUGUUCAA
This is a messenger RNA of Myiozetetes cayanensis, 4038 nucleotides long. RefSeq names its product zinc finger protein 143 (gene ZNF143). The transcript has 17 exons. Gene Ontology annotation, biological process: central nervous system development; regulation of transcription by RNA polymerase II. Gene Ontology annotation, molecular function: DNA-binding transcription factor activity, RNA polymerase II-specific; RNA polymerase II cis-regulatory region sequence-specific DNA binding. Gene Ontology annotation, cellular component: nucleus. NCBI's taxonomy places the organism in Eukaryota, Metazoa, Chordata, Aves, Passeriformes, Tyrannidae. The coding region runs from base 211 to 2136 and encodes 641 amino acids. The record is from RefSeq and is a predicted model, not a curated record.